AUGCUUACUACAAAAAAACUACUGACUGCCGUAUUCCUGCUUUUCGCGGGGAUCAUAUCUGCACAGGGUCAACCCAAAAAAGCGAUCGGUGAUAAGAUUGUUGCUGUUGUCGGUGACAGGAUUAUCCUCUAUUCCGAUAUCAAAAAUUCUAUUGCCGAUGCAGCCCGUGGUGGCCAGGAACUUCCUCCGAAUGCGGAGUGCAUGAUCGUUGAACAGGCGGUGGUAUCCAAAGUAUUGAUGUUGCAGGCUGAAAAAGAUUCUUUACCUGUUACGGAAGAAGAUGUAGAAGCGGAAUUAGAUCAACGUAUCCGCUACUUCAUCAACCAGGUGGGAAGCCAGGAAGAAUUGGAAAGAUAUGCGGGAAAAUCUGUUUACCAGAUCAAAGACGAUGCACGUGAAUCAGUAAGAGAAAGAAAGCUUGCCGAAGCAAUGCAGCAAAAAAUAGUAUCCGGCGUCAAGAUCACCCCCACAGAAGUAAAAGCCUUUUUCGAUAAGAUACCGAAAGACAGUUUGCCAUUCUUUGAAUCAGAGUUGGAAAUAGGUCAAAUCGUUAUUUAUCCCAAGGCCUCCCGUGAUCUCGAGCAGUAUAUUAUUUCAGAGAUGAACAAUUACAAGAAACAGGUAGAAACAAAAAUGGCCACGUUCGAGCAGUUGGCUAAACGAUAUUCUGAAGAUCCGGGAAGUAAGGAUCGCGGGGGUCAGUAUCAAAUCAAUCGUAAUGAAAAAACAUGGGACCCGGUUUUCUUAUCCACUUCUUUCCGACUGAAAGAAGGGGAAAUCUCGGCGCCGGUAAAAUCUAAUAAGUUUGGAUUCUUCCUUAUCAAAAUGAUAGAACGCAAUGGUGAUGACGCGGUAAUCCAGAUGAUAUUGAGAGUUCCGCCGGUAACAGACGCUGAGAUCAACACCGCGAAAGGACGUUUGGAUACAGUUCGUUCGAAGAUUGUUGCGGGUACAUUGGGUUUCAAUGAAGCCGCAAAGAAAUAUAGUGAUGACGAUGCGCAAAAAUUCACCGGCGCUUUUGUGUUGAAUCGUGAUGGUUCUCCAUACGUAACGAUUGAUCAAUUGGACAAAGACAUGGUCGCAUUACUGACAAAGAUGAAAGGGGGUAUUUGUGAAAUGCCUUCGUCUUCAUCCCAGAAAUUGCGGCCAAGACUGCGCAUCAUUCGUUCGCAGGCGGCAGGUGAGAAUACUUUAUUUGUGUAA
Ostertagia ostertagi is the source of this 1203-nucleotide messenger RNA. The record is from the annotation of a GenBank genome assembly. Lineage: Eukaryota; Metazoa; Nematoda; Chromadorea; Rhabditida; Trichostrongylidae.